This is a messenger RNA of Aspergillus puulaauensis, 1104 nucleotides long. RefSeq lists its product as uncharacterized. The coding region runs from base 1 to 1104 and encodes 367 amino acids. NCBI's taxonomy places the organism in Eukaryota, Fungi, Ascomycota, Eurotiomycetes, Eurotiales, Aspergillaceae. The record is from RefSeq and is a predicted model, not a curated record. The transcript is spliced from 2 exons.
AUGGAUAUGUACACAAGCUCUGUUUUCGAUCUCACUAAAGCAUGCCAGGCCAAGUUCAACGAGUGCACAAGCUACUCCUGCCUUCAAGAGCACGAAUUUAACCUUUGGGUGACUGCAGUUGGCGCGACGACGGACCUCGAUACUCGAUUCCAGUCGCAGCCAGACAGACUUACCGGGCUGAAAGGGAUGCUUAUGAUGAUGAAUAACUCGCUUGGGAAGUGCAUGCAUGGCGCAAAAAGCAGAUCGCUCGUUGGUGAAGGCAUCAAGGCUGUGGAAUCUAGCUUUGAGAGUCUCAUGUUGUUAACGGCGCCCCUCAGCAGGGGUUCGCGGAUUGAACAAGCUGGUCGAUUAUUCGAGGAAGAAGGCCAGGCAGAGCACGAGUCAUUUUUGCGGUCCUUCUUUCCGCGCGGGUCGUAUGAUAAUGAGGAGUCCACCGAGCUAAACAGCACGUCAAUGGAGGAACAUGAGGGACAGCAGGCUGGUGGGUUAUCGACCGUCCAAUCCCGUCUUUUGGAGAUAGGCCUGCGACGGAAAAGUCGCUUUCUGCAGCAACAUUCGCGGGGAUGGGAAGAAAGCAGGCCGCUUCCUCAAGGGGCCAUGGCGGCUGUGCCUUGCUAUCCCAAACCCCCAAAGAUCGAAGCGGGAUUGACAACAUUCAAGUGUCCUUACUGUCGCGAAACAUUGCCUGUAGAAGUUGCGACAAAUGCGACGAAAUGGAAAGAACAUGUAACAGAAGAUCUUCGACCGUACGUCUGCCUUCACGAAGACUGCAAAACGCCAUUUGUGACCUACGCUAGCCAGUACGACUGGAAAACUCAUCUCGAGAGGGAUCAUGCAGCCCGGCACAUGUGCCCUAUGUGCCAGGACUGUGGUACCGUGUAUACAAAGAUGACACCCUUGUUGGACCAUCUCCGAUUUGACCACGGAGUUACAUGCGCAAACCUGAUAGACGGGAUAUUCCAAUAUUCCAAAGUCAAGACUAUUGGAGUGCGUCAAUGCCCGCUUUGCCAUGUUAGUGGGAAUGAAUGGGAUGCUCGGUUCACUGAUCACGUCUUUGACUGUAUGCACACUUUUGCUCUGCGUUCUCUUCUGUGGGCGGAUUAG